Cuscuta europaea is the source of this 917-nucleotide messenger RNA. NCBI's taxonomy places the organism in Eukaryota, Viridiplantae, Streptophyta, Magnoliopsida, Solanales, Convolvulaceae. The record is from the annotation of a GenBank genome assembly.
GAGAGAAUCAUCGGCCCGACCCGAAGGCCCGACGGCACUCUCCGCAAGCCCAUUCGUAUUAGGGCUGGGUAUCGCCCCCAAGAGGAAGUCGCUAUUUACCAAUCCAAAGGCGCCCUCUGGAAAAAAGAAAUGGCGGCUUUGAGGGAAACGCCACCUGGGUAUGACCCUGUGAUGGAUGCUCCAAAAGCCAUGUCGAAAGCAGCCAAGAGGAACGAAAGGAAGAAGGAAAAGCGCCUGCAGGCUGCUCUUGAGAAGGAAGAUGAUAUUGAAGAUAAUGAUGGUGUUUCAUCUGCCUCUGUAAAUCACAACCAUUUGUCAGAUCAAGUAGAAUUUGUUGCAGCACAUAUGAAUGAGCUUGCUGUCUCUUCAAAUCUGGUGGAUCCGCCAUCAAAUUCAAAUGAAUCAUUGACGGGGGAUCAUCUUCAAGACAUCGAUAAAAAGAUCAGAGCACUAAAAAAGAAGAUUCGGCUGACAGAAGCCCAACAGCAGAAAACUGAUAAAAAGGAUAUGAAGCCAGAGCAGUUGGAGAAGAUGGCAAAAUUGGAAGGAUGGCAUGCUGAGUUAAAGCUUUUGGAAGGUAAAAGGGCUGAAUUUGCACCUUUGGUGGCUUGAUGAAUCAAUUAGCUGUAGGUUAAAUUAAACCAACCUAUAAGUCUCCAUUUAAUUUGUUUUCACAUUAAUCUCUUUCAUCUUGUAGGACUAGAAAAUUGUGGAUUAAAUCUAUAUCAGAUUCUUACUCGCAUGAAUUGUGAAUGGCAGUUUGGUUGCUUUUUCUUAAAUGUUUGCCAUGCUACCAGAGGGUUAACAAUGGGGGUAUACUUUAAAUAAUACCAUCAAUGUUGGAUUGGUAGUUAAUCAAAGUACCUAGGAGGUCCUUCUAUUAUAGAACUCUACUCAUUUUAGCUCAUUUACCGGAA